AUGCGACCCCAGUCGAUAGAAAUUCAAAGUCAAGCGUCCCCAGAAAGACCCUGCACUCCACGCAAGCGCCUACAGCUUGCGCAGGAGGAAGAUCGCAAGACCAGCCAGAAAAUUACCCGCGAGGCCAGCAUUCACGGCUACUCAGCACUUUUUGUGGGAACAGUAAUGCAGGCAGUCGUCGCUUCCAAGAGUACCCGAGGAUGA
This is a messenger RNA of Plasmopara halstedii, 204 nucleotides long. RefSeq lists its product as uncharacterized. NCBI's taxonomy places the organism in Eukaryota, Oomycota, Peronosporomycetes, Peronosporales, Peronosporaceae. The transcript is spliced from 2 exons. Bases 1 to 204 code for a protein of 67 amino acids. The record is from RefSeq and is a predicted model, not a curated record.